Molecule: messenger RNA, 899 nt
Organism: Drosophila hydei
Lineage: Eukaryota; Metazoa; Arthropoda; Insecta; Diptera; Drosophilidae
Gene: Atox1
Product: copper transport protein ATOX1
Exons: 3
Coding region: 248-463 (71 amino acids)
Biological process (GO): copper ion transport
Cellular component (GO): cytosol
Molecular function (GO): metal ion binding; copper chaperone activity
Source: RefSeq, a predicted model, not a curated record
UUCAAUAUCGAUACAUCGAUAAAUUCAACGGAACACAACUAUCGAGUUCCAUCGAUUGCCUAAAUCACAGCACAAACACAAAAGAAAAAUAUUUUAUUAUUUGUCAACGAUUGAAAGGGUAGAGUGUGCCACGUUUAAUACAACAAUAAAAUUAAUCGUCUUCAAGCUGUUUAAUUUACCGCAAGUCUAUAAGCAUACUACGGCAGACUCGAGCCGUCCAAGCAGCAGCAACAGCACAAACAGCAGGAUGACAGUGCAUGAAUUCAAAGUGGAAAUGUCGUGUGGUGGAUGUGCCAGCGCCGUGGAAAAGUGUUUAGCCAAAUUAGGUGAUAAGGUGGAAAAAGUGAACAUAAAUUUGGAGACGAAGACGGUAAGCGUUACGUCCAACUUACCGUCCGAGGAACUGUUAGCACAGCUGCGCAAGAGCGGCAAAACGGUGUCAUAUGUUGGUGUGAAGAAAUGAGAUGAGUUUCUCAGCAAGUUUCAGAAAUACGGCAAACUGAAACUUGAAGUCUAAUAAUUAAUGGAACUCUGAAUGGAUUUCGUGAUUGCCUUGCUUUGCCUGACGAUGUCAUCGAUGUCACUAUGUGAGAAACAGCCACAACAAAACAUUAAAAGAAAACAGCGUGAUGCACACGUUCGACGAGAUGAAAUCUUACAAACAAAAUAUACAUUACAGUGAUUAGAAGGAUAAACAAACAUGAUAUAGGCAUAGGCAGCUUAUCUACAAAGUUUGCUUAUGGAUUUGCUUUAACUCCAAAUUUUAAGUAGUUGAAAUUCUCGUAUCUCAAGAUAGUAUUUGUAUUAGAAGAGUUGUACUCCAAUAGAUCCAGAAUUUAAAAUUCAAAUUUUUACAAUUAAGUAGAAGAUGCGAUAAUUGAAUUAUAUACAUAUAUAUA